This is a messenger RNA of Lontra canadensis (Northern American river otter), 1253 nucleotides long. It is a transcript of the gene CFAP96, whose product is annotated as chromosome unknown C4orf47 homolog. The record is from RefSeq and is a predicted model, not a curated record. The transcript is spliced from 8 exons. Lineage: Eukaryota; Metazoa; Chordata; Mammalia; Carnivora; Mustelidae. Gene Ontology annotation, cellular component: centrosome. Bases 167 to 1099 code for a protein of 310 amino acids.
CCCUGUCGCUCCUGCGGCUGAGUUAACGCGGACCCGACCUCAGACGACCUGGUGUCGGCUGUCGGACGGGGUGUCCUUUUGAGAGUAGGAUUUUGCUAUAAAAGAAAUAACCAUAGUGAACCCUCUGAAGUUGUCGAUAUAGAGAAUACCACCACAAGAACGAACCAUGCCUGUGGAAGGAGGGAAAACAGAUAUGGAGAGGAUUGGCCUCUUCAGUGAGAUGGAAUAUGUUACUGUUGGUGAUAAAUAUGUGUCAUCAUUUAAUCGACCUUUUAAUGAGGCUGCAAGCAAAAAUAAACAGAUGCUACCUGGGGGAUCCAAAGAAAUGUCGAAUCUCCAGGCUGGUUAUUUUGAUCCCCAUUUUGUAAGGAUAUUUGAAGGUGAAGGUUAUGUAAGUCUGAACCAAGUGAGGAGGCGGCAUAUGAUGGAAGAAGCCAAAAAAAAUCUAGGCAAAGCCUUCCUCCCUAGUAGUGGAGAUAAAAAGCCAUGUGGUUUAGGAAGCUACUAUGGCACAUUAGGUGGUCCUGUGCCAUUCUUCAGUGCACAGUCAAAACCCAGAGAAAAAUAUGAGGCACCUGGAAAGAAUUUAUACACAAACCCAGGAAAGAAAGGAACUGGAUAUGGCUAUGCAAAUAUUACCAUUGGUAAGCAGUUUUCACACUCUGCUGAUUUCUACAAUGCACCGAAACUAAAUUAUAAGAAGGAAAAUGAAGAACAUCACCGUUUAGUUAAAGGAACACCUUUCAAGUUAAACCUUUACCCAAGGGAAUAUUUUGAUACCAAUCCUUAUUCGUUUGAGAAAACGUUACCACCCAUUAAAAAAACAGAGAAAAAAGAAUUACUUUCACAGCCCUUUAAGCCCUCUUCUCCAGGUAAAAAGGCUGGUGGAAUGAAAGCAGGAACAUUUGACCCUUACCCUUCACAUUCUGCUGACCCUUAUGUGGUUAAAUUGGCAACCCAGAUUUCCAGCAAAGAUGCUAAGAUUUUCCACCCACCAGGUGGACCAAAGAGCAGACCGGUUGAAAGUAUAAUGACUUUGAAUGUCAAAAGGGCACUAAAUAUGAAGAACUACAAGACUGCUUCAGUACAGUCCUAUUAGCAUCUGGAAGACAAAUAGCUUUCUAGGUUGUGACUACCAAUAAUUUAUUAUCGAGUGCUAACUAUUUGCAAAAAACACAAGAUGUGGAACAUAUCUCAAACAUUUAAAAGAUAUCUAAGCCUGAAAUUCUAAUAUUCUUCCUUGUUUUAGUACU